Molecule: messenger RNA, 3583 nt
Organism: Zeugodacus cucurbitae (melon fly)
Lineage: Eukaryota; Metazoa; Arthropoda; Insecta; Diptera; Tephritidae
Exons: 12
Coding region: 200-3469 (1089 amino acids)
Molecular function (GO): heme binding; monooxygenase activity; iron ion binding
Source: RefSeq, a predicted model, not a curated record
CAUUACAGCCGCUUGAAUAUUCAGUAGCGCUGCGGGUUUCGGCGACUUCAGUUCUGCAGCGGUUUUGCAUUAAUUGCAUGCACACUCGCAUUUUCGGCAAUACCAUAUUAACCGGCAAAAAAAUAAGGAAUACAAAAUAAAAACAACAACAAUAAGUAAAUAAAAAUAAGCGCGUACAGUAAAAAAGUAGCGAAACAAAAUGUGGAAGAUGCGAUAUGCAGUUAAACAAACCGGUCAUGGGCUCGCUCGACUUCCACAGCUCAGCUGUGCCGCUCAACAGGCGCAACAGCGGCGUACCGGCUUUUCGAGUGCGACCGAACAACAAUUAAGAGAACUCAUCGACGAAAAUGCACCACAUCGCACGGAUGCCGAAUGGUUGAAUGCCAAAGAGUACAGCGCAAUUCCCGGACCUUCUAAAUAUGGAUUUUUGCUGAACUUUCUGCCUGGCGGUGAAUUCUAUGAAAUGAACUAUGUGGAUAUGAAUAAAAUACUGCGCAAGCGUUACGGUGAUAUAUUUCUCCUGAAGGGUGUAUUUAGUCGUCCCGACACUAUAUUCACUUACAAUGCGGCAGAUUUUGAAGUGGUCUAUCGCAAUGAGGGCAUCUGGCCGAUACGUGUGGCUCUCAUGAGUUUUGAUUAUUUUCGAAAAGUCAAACGUGUGGAUUUCUUCAAGGGUUGCAGUGGACUUGUGACUGAACAUGGACGCAGUUGGGGUGAUAUGCGCAAUAAAGUGAAUCCAGUUAUGAUGAAAUCGACCAGCAUACGUGAGGAUCUGCCGGAAAUCGAUAAAAUAACCAUGAAGUUUGUCGACAGGCUUGAAACGUUGCGCGAUCCGAUCACUGGACUCUUGAAGAACGAUUUUCAUAUUGAGCUUAAAAAGUGGGCCUUUGAGUCGGUCACCUAUAUCGCGUUGAAUAAACGCCUAAAUAUGUCUAGUGAAGAAGGUAAUAAGGAAGCAUCGGCGUUAGCACAAAAUUUAGCAGAUUUCCUAAAUCUAAGCUUUAUCUACGAUAUGACACCCACCAUGUGUAAAUACUUCGAAACACCGGGGUUCAAGAAACUAAUGCGCGCCUACAACAGCAUCACCGAGAUCACUUACAAGUAUGUACUCGAAGCGACGAAACGCAUCGAAAGUGAGCGCAAUGCGGAAGCGAAGAGCGUGUUGGAGAAACUAUUGCGCAUCGAUACACAUUACGCGAUGUUAAUGAGCAUCGAUUCGUUAACCUCCGGCAUGGACACGACCGCUUCCACUUUCAUUACAACGCUCUAUCAAAUUGCGCGUAAUCCCGAGAAGCAGCGUGCCUUGCGUCGUGAGUUAAUGCAAAUUAUGCCCGAUCCACACACCCCUUUAAAUGCACAGAACACCAAACACAUGCCAUACUUACGCGCUUGCAUCAAAGAGGCGCAGCGCAUAACACCCAUAGCGCCCGGUAAUCUGCGCACAAUGCCGAAAGAUGUUGUGCUCUCCGGAUAUCGCAUACCGCGCGGCACCUCGGUGCACAUGGGCAAUAUGGCGCUCUGCAACAGCGAGAAAUAUUAUCCGCGCUAUAAAGAGUUCAUACCGGAGCGUUGGUUGAAAUCUGGCGAAAAUGCUUGCCCAGAAUUGCGCAGCAGCAAUCCGUUUAUUUAUGCGCCCUUCGGAUUUGGUCCACGCACUUGUGUCGGUAAGCGCAUAGCCGAAAUGGAGUUGGAAACCCUAUUGGCGCGUCUGCUACGUUUGUAUCAAGUGAGCUGGGCCGCACCGGAGGAGAUGCAGUAUAUCAGCAAUCUCAUUUUGACACCAAAGGCGCCCAUGAAGUUCAGAUUUAUGCCGCUCGAAGAGGAGGACUGCGCCAUUGGCAGUUUCUCUGUAAUAAUAAAUAAAAUGUUUCGCAAUCGAUUCCAACCGCUCUGUCGCUACAUGCAACAGCCGCGUCUGGCGCCCGCCACGCAUUUAAGGCCAUUGACUACACGCUGUCCAGCAUUGGAUCAGCAGCAUCAACUGACAGAAAAAUCGCCAGAAGACGAAUGGGCGAAUGCAAAGGAAUACAAAGAUAUACCAGGACCAACUAGUAUUGGACUAAUGAUAGACUUCAUGCCUGGCGGUGAAUUGUAUGGCGCUAACUUUUUGAAAAUGUACGCAACACUACGCAGACGUUAUGGAGAUAUCUUUGUAUUAGGUGGUUCAUUUGGACGUACCGAUUUGAUUUGCACUUAUAAUCCAAUCGAUUUUGAAAAAGUAUUUCGAACUGAAGGUGUGUGGCCAAUACGUGAGGGUAUUGGGAGUGUCAAAUACUAUAGGCAGGUACAAAAUCCGGAGGCCUACGGUGGUAUAUGGGGUUUAGUAGCAGAGCAAGGCGAGCGCUGGUUCAAUAUACGUCAGAAGAUCAAUCCCAUUAUGAUGAAGGUGCAAAAUAUACGUGAGGCAUUACCGGAACUCGAUAACAUUUCUAUGGAAUUGGUGGAUAAAAUCGAUACCAUACGUGAUCCCGAUACUGGCACUCUCACUACGGACCUCCUCAAUGAGCUGCGCAUGUGGUCUUUUGAGUCCAUUUGUUAUGUGGCGCUGGAUUCCCGUCUAAAUCUCAUCACCGGCAAAGCUGAUGCGGACGCAUUGCAUAUGUCCAGCGCAAUGUCGGAUUUUAUGCAGUACACUUACGAUCACGAUAUAGCGCCUUCCAUAUGGCGUUACUAUCAUACACGCAGUUUUAAGCGUCUUAUGGGCAUACACGAUGAACUCACGGAGUUAUCAAAAAAAUUUGUGGAUACAGCGCUGCAGCGCAUUGAAGUGGAGGGCAAUACAGAGGCGAAAUCUGUAUUUGAGAAACUCUUGCGCAUCGAUAGAAAUAUAGCGGUAGUGAUGACGAUCGAUAUGCUGUUCGGCGGCUUGGACACGACCUCCUCUUCAGUCAUAACUGCAUUAUAUUUUCUUGCAAAAAAUCAGGAUAAACAAGAUAUUUUGCGUCAGGAGUUGAAAACACUACUACCGCAACUCAAAUCCCCAUUGAAUGCGCAAAACUUCAAAAAUAUACCCUAUCUACGCGCCUGCAUCAAAGAAUCGAUGCGCAUAAUGCCAAUCGUCUCGGGCACUAUGCGUCAAACCGGUCGCGAUUUGGUACUCUCUGGCUAUAAGAUACCCAAAGGUACCGCCGUGCAUAUGCGGAAUAUGGAACUCUGCAAUUCGGAGACGUUCUUUCCACGCUGCAACGAGUUCUUGCCAGAACGUUGGCUGAAAACGCCCAAAAAUGUGCCAAAUCCAGUCGAAGAGGUCAAAUCGCAGAAUCCCUUCGUUUAUUUGCCGUUCGGUUUCGGACCGCGCACUUGCAUUGGUAAACGUUUAGCCGAUUUGGAAAUGGAAGUGCUGCUCGUACGCUUGUUGCGCAAAUAUAAAGUCUACUGGACCGAUAAGCAAAAGGAAUUACAAUAUAAAAGUAAUUUAAUUCUAACGCCUUGUGGUGAGAUGAAAUUCAAAUUCGAAGCGGUGGACUAGGGAUGUUCAGACGCUGAUAACAUUUACUGUCGGAUAUAGUUGAUAUAUUAUAUAUAGAUUUAUAGGUAUAUAUAGAGAUAUAGUAUUUUAAUAAAAUAUCAUAAAAACCGUAAA